Messenger RNA from Anopheles nili, 2310 nucleotides. RefSeq names its product acyl-CoA Delta-9 desaturase. Lineage: Eukaryota; Metazoa; Arthropoda; Insecta; Diptera; Culicidae. The coding region runs from base 1 to 1218 and encodes 405 amino acids. Gene Ontology annotation, molecular function: iron ion binding; stearoyl-CoA 9-desaturase activity. The record is from RefSeq and is a predicted model, not a curated record. Gene Ontology annotation, cellular component: endoplasmic reticulum membrane. Gene Ontology annotation, biological process: unsaturated fatty acid biosynthetic process. The transcript has 4 exons.
AUGGCCCCGAAUGUGCUGGGCAACACGAUACUGCUCGCGGAAGCCUGCAUCGAGCAGGAGGAUCGCAACAACAACACGCCGCAGUAUAAGAGCAAAGCCCUGCUGAACGUGCCCAGUAGCACCGGUACACCUGUGACUCCCGAGGAUGCCGCAAAGCCCACAGACGCCCCGAAGGAUGCAUCGGUUCGGCGCUACCGGCACGCGUACGUGUGGCGUAAUAUCAUCGCGUUCGUCUAUCUUCACCUCGGGUUCCUGUACGGCAGCUAUCUGCUGGUGACGUCCGCGAAGUGGAGCACAUUUUUCCUUGCACUAACGCUCGGUUCAUGCGGUGCCCUCGGCAUCACGGCCGGUGCCCAUCGGCUCUGGUCACACCGGGCGUACAAGGCGAAGUGGCCGCUCCGGCUGUUCCUGAUGCUAGCGCAAACGCUAGCGUUCCAGAACAGCGUGUACGAGUGGGUGCGGGACCACCGGGUGCAUCACAAGUUCACCGACACCGACGCGGACCCGCACAACGCGACCCGGGGCUUUUUCUUCUCGCACAUCGGCUGGCUGAUGGUGAAGAAGCACCCGGACGUGAAGGGGCGCGGCCGGGCCGUCGAUAUGGCCGACCUCGAGCAGGAUGGUAUCGUGAUGUUCCAAAAGCGCUACUACGCCAUCCUGAUGCCCGUGUUUUGCUUCAUCCUGCCGACGUUCAUCGCGUACCACUGGCUUGGUGAGACGUUCUCGAACGCCUGGUACGUGGUCGCCAUUUUCCGGUACGUGUUGUCGCUUAAUGCCACCUGGCUGGUGAACAGCGCCGCUCACAUCUGGGGCACGAAACCGUACGACCGCAACAUCUCACCCACCAACAACACGUUCGUGGCGAUCGCGGCGUAUGGUGAGGGUUGGCACAACUACCACCACGUGUUCCCGUGGGACUACAAGACGUCCGAGCUUGGCACGUACAGCACCAACUUCACGACGGCUGCGAUCGAUUUCUUCGCGCGCAUCGGCUGGGCGUAUGAUCUGAAGUCGGUGUCGGAUGACAUGAUCCGCAAGCGAAUCCUGCGUACUGGCGAUGGUACGCACCAAUACAGUGAACGGGAGUUGCAGGCACGCAUGGUUGACUACGUGAACCAGCUCGACCACGAGUCGGAACCGGCCGUCUGGGGCUGGGACGAUAAGGAUAUGGACGAGCAGGACCGCCAGGAUGCGACCGUGAGGAAUAAGGUGGAAUGAGCCAGGCCAGACAAGCGGGCCUUUAGAACUAGGACUGCACCAGGAAGAUCACGGGGCGAGGGAACGUGUAGGAGUAGCAAGCGGGGAGUAGGGAUCCGAACGGGGCUUCGGUGGCCUCGGGCAGGUCCAAGGGACACACACCACAGGGCAGGUGUUAACGUUACGUUUAUGCUAGUUUCGUUUAGUUUUGUUUGACAGGUUUUCUUUCUUUUGUUAGUUCGUUUCUCGCUUAUCAGUCCUUCGGUCACACACGCGCGCGCGCGCACACACACACAGGUGCACGUGCACACGUAUUUUAUCUCGAGCCACACACGCGCCUUUGGAUACACACAGAAAAGGAUACACUGCACGUGCAAAUUGCAAACCCUGCGGACGGGAAGCGAAACAAAGCUAGGAGAAAAUGGAAACGAAACGGCUACCAAUGACAUGAUUUGCGACAAAAGACAAAAAAAAAAGAAAGCCCACACAGGAGCUGGAAGUGCACGCGGAAACGCCACAUCUCAGUGGCGUCGGCUCGCGUUUAUUUAUUCGAACAAAGCCUCCAGCAUCGUCCCUUUCGGUGGUCGUGUAAUUUCAUGGGACGCGGGAGCAUAAUUUUAAAGCAUGUCGGGCCAGUGAUUGGUCCCGCGGGUAGAUCGCAUGCUGACAAUACGCGGUAGAAACACGCGUGUGUCCAGCCGCGACCUUCAUUCGCCCUCUAUCUGUUUCGCGAACAUGCGCAAUGGUGCUUCGGUGCUUAGUGGCUAGCUUAGUUCGUGUUUCGGACGCAGCGUAGGUUAACUAGUCGGCUAUCCCUUUACUUUUAUCGUACGUCCAUAGAGCAAGCAUACUGCAUGCCGAUAUAUUGUGGCCGGCUUCUCGCUGCGCCCCCGUUUACUGCUGCAACGCACGCAUCCCGCCCGGAAACGCUGCCGACGGUGUUAUACGGUUGCCCAGCCGGUUGCCUACCUUUAGGCGCCUGGGUGAAUGAUUUGAAUGGGCCAGCGGAUGUGGGCCGGUAACGCGAAGGGAAGUUUUAACGGAUGUUUGCCUUUAUUCGUCUAUCUCUAUCUUAGUGCUAGGCUUAAGCUUGGAGUUAAAUAAACAAUAAUC